Nelumbo nucifera (sacred lotus) is the source of this 1784-nucleotide messenger RNA. Its product is annotated as putative acetyltransferase At3g50280. Lineage: Eukaryota; Viridiplantae; Streptophyta; Magnoliopsida; Proteales; Nelumbonaceae. The record is from RefSeq and is a predicted model, not a curated record.
CACUUACUACCUACUUCAGUCGCAACAGUUAUAUAUAUGGAGCUUACCUACUUCUUUGGCUCGCUGGCGUCUUGCGCUACAAGUUGGUCAUGUAUGUAUAAAAUCAAGAGAAGAAGAGAGAGCGCGAGAGAGAUCCGCUAGUCCAUCAAAACUUGUGUUGUGUCACAGGUUACAACGCCAUGACAACUCCUGUUACUGUUCGUCACAUCUCUAGAUGCUCCGUCAAACCAGCGCAUCUUCCCGAUGAAUCAAGCCAGCCUUACUACUUGAACCCAUGGGAUCUCGCCAUGCUCACCGUGCACUACAUCCAAAAGGGUCUUCUCUUCGCCAAACCUCCACCUUCCGACAACCAAGACUAUCCCAGCAUCGAUGCCAUCAUUAAUCGCCUCAAACACUCUCUCUCUCGCACACUGGUUCAUUUCUUCCCCCUUGCCGGUCGCUUCGUAACAGUACAGAAACGAGAUAACCCUCCUCCUUACACAGUUUUCGUUGACUGCAAAGAUUCUCCCGGAGCCGAAUUUAUACACGCAGUUGCAGAUGUGACGGUAGCCGAUGUCCUCUCCCCAAUCGACGUACCCCAUUUUGUCCAGUCCUUCUUUACCCAUGAUGGAGCUGUCAACCACGAUGGCCACACUAUGCCUCUGCUUGCUGUGCAGGUGACGGAGUUACUAGAUGGUGUAUUCGUAGGUUGUUCCUUCAACCACACCAUUGGUGAUGGUACCUCUUUCUGGCAUUUCUUUAACACCUGGGCCGAGCUCACCAGGGACCAAGGAAAGGACUAUAUCUCACGCCCGCCCGUACUGAAGCGCUGGUUCCCCGACGGCCAAGGUCCCAUCAUCAACCUGCCUUUCACUCACCACAGCGAAUUCAUUGACAGAUACAGACCACCCCCACUGAGAGAGAGGAUAUUCCACUUCUCACCACAAUCCUUGGCAAGACUGAAAGCAAGGGCAAAUGCAGAAAGCAAGACUACCGUCAUCUCCACGUUCCAGUCUUUGUGUGCACUGGUUUGGAGGUCCGUGACGCGGGUGCGUAAUCUACCUUCUAACCAAAAAACCAGCUGCAGGUUGGCUAUCAACAACAGAACGAGAUUAAACCCGCCAAUAUCGCCAGACUACUUCGGCAAUUGCAUUCAGACAGUGAGCGGAACCACCACAGCAGGUGAACUACUAAGCCAUGAUCUUGGGUGGGCAGCUUGGAUGUUGCAUCAGGCUGUGGUCAAUCACACGGACAGUGUGUUGCGCAGCUGGUUGGAGACAUGGAUGAAGGCCCCUUCACUCUACCAGAUCGGACGAUUCUUUGAUCCAUACAGCGUGAUGAUUGGAAGCUCGCCUAGAUUUGACAUGUAUGGAGGGAAUGAUUUUGGGUGGGGACAAGGAGUAGCAAUUCGAAGUGGGUUUGCUAACAAGUUCGACGGAAAGGUAUCGUCAUUCCCAGGAAAAGAAGGGGGAGGGAGCGUGGAUUUGGAGGUGUGCCUUUCACCUGAGAAAAUGAGCGCACUGGAGUCGGAUGAGGAGUUUAUGGAAGCAGUCUCCUUGGACAAACACCACUAAAUGUUGUUUUCAUCACCCACAUGUAAUUGCCACGACCACGACCGGCGACAGCCAUCUCGUCUGUCACUUGUGCCCAAAAUCUGGAAAUAAAGAUGCAGAGAAUAUGAUAGAAGUUUUAGGUUUUUAACGCUGCAUCCAAUGUUUAUGAGAUUGAGAGCACACCCCAGAAUUCUUAAUUCUGCCGUAUGCCGUGCUACUAAUAGACUAUAAAGAGCUAUAAUUUCAGAGUUC